This is a messenger RNA of Vitrella brassicaformis, 1926 nucleotides long. The record is from the annotation of a GenBank genome assembly. Lineage: Eukaryota; Vitrellaceae.
AUGACAUCUGGCAGGCCCUGGCCACCCUCAGGUAGGUACCUAAAGCGGCUGGUCGGUGUAUGUCUGUGUGCACUUGUAUGUUUGUCUGUCUCUGUCUGUCUGUCUGUCUGUCUGUCUGUGUAUGUGUUGUCUUCAGUGUGCGGCUGACUAGGCGUACGUGGCUGAUUGGCUGACGCGCACCGUCACCCAGAUGCCCUUGUUCUUCGAGCGCCGCGACAACCUCUGUCUGGCAAGGGAAGGAGACCAACAAAGACGGCACAAGUAAGUCCACUACAUGCAGCUGGAUGCUGCAGAGAGGGCUCGAUACACAGACACGCACGCCAUAUGGAUGUGUUCCUCCCUCGUUGUUGGGCAUGUCUGGAGGCCUUCAGGUCAUCAUCAUCCCAAUCUUGGCGAUAAUCGUCGAGCACCAGGCCUUCCCCGCGCCCACCGACGCAGCAGCCGUGAUGCAGUGCGCCGACCAGCCUGUGUUUCCUGGAGCCGACCUGAUUCGGAAGGUCAUGAGCGACAUGCUUCAGCAGAAGGACCAGCAGGGCAAGCAGUACACACCUGCUGAGGACGCGCUCAAGUGAGGGAAAAUGGGGGUGGGGGCGGGGUGGGUCGAUGAGCAGACGCAUGUGUGUAUUCGUGUUUUGUUCUUUCUCAGGGUGGAGUUGCUGCGUCUGGCCACCAACCAUUCUGGCUCAGUCGGUACGCGCACAACGGGCGUAGAGCCACCUGCGGAGCGAGCUCAAGACCGUCUAGCCAGCUGUGGGGCUAAAUCACCAUCUGCAGGUUCGCCGACGCAUACGACACGCCCUCCAAGAUCACCGUCCAGGCCUUCUAUGUGGCGCUGCUGAAGCAGCACGAGGACGACACCGCGCGCGCCCUGGACAUAAUGACCCCGCGGAUCGGCGACUCGGGUGUGCCCAAUUGGGUGCGGUGCGCACUGCGGACUCUCAUUGACGAGGGGCAGGCACAACGUCAGCCAAACCGUCUACAUAUGGGAGCUGGUCAGUCAGCUGGCACACACACGCAUGUGGAUCCAUCCAUGCGCUCUGUUGGUGGUUGUGUGAAUAUGUGUGCGUGUCAGAUAAUUCGCCACGCCGAAGGCCAAGUUCACCGCCUCGGCCUCGGCAUCAGAACACAGACGCGUCGCACUAGACACGGCAGCGCUCGUCGUCUUGGAAGUGGCAGAGCGUCCCGUCUCAAGUGGAGAGAGAUACUCCAGCCAAGGAGGGCCUUGCUGUUUGCUCCUUUCCCUUCGCGAGCAGCAGACGGCCCGCCCUUCUCGAAAGAGAGUCUGGCAAGGCAGCAGCACUGCGGCGGCAGCAGCGGGUGAAUGGUGCACACAGGCAAGGCAGCUUCAAGCGGGGAUUGACUCUUCGGUUCGCCAGCUUCAAGCGACGGGCUUGACCGAUUCUAACCCACACGUAAGCCAUCAAAAGGACAAUCCAUGCACGCAUACAAAGGCACCUCUGUGUGUGUGUGUGUCGGUGUGCGUCGCUCAGUUGGCGGCGAUGACGGUGACGAGACGGCCAUAGACGAGAGCGACAUCCGCACGCCGGCCGAUCUGCUGAUGCAGCGCCGCGACAAGCUCGACUUCGGCAUUCUCGUCAACUUCCUCAUGCGCACCGCUCUCCAUCUCAGCGUCAAGGACGACUUCAAUCUGAGGAAGCGCGCUUUCGACCUUUUCUGAACGUAUGCCAGCACUAAUAGAACAACACACAAAAGCCAUGUGUGUGCCGGGGUGUGUGUUUGUGUGUGUGGCAGGUCGCUUGCGUUGUGGCGAUGAUCAACUACCUCGCUGCCUCACAAGAAGCUGCAGAAUCUGUCGCCAUACGACCAAAGUACUUACUGGACUGGUACGUUGACCUGUCAGACACGCGCCCACAACACAUACGAUCUGCUGUGUGUGUGUUUUCUGUGUGGUGUAGACGGCGCUGA